AUGUCUUUUUUAUAUUCUAUGUUUGUCCUAUCUUGUAAGUUCCAACUUUGUUUAAAUGCCUUGCUUCUCUUAAGUUCUAAGCCUUAUCUUUUUCUUUUUCUCUUCCUUGUUAGAAAUUUCUAUUUUCUAUCUUUGUAUAAAUGCCUUGCUUCUCUAUCUUUUUACGCCCUAUCUUUGCCUUUCUAUUGUUUUAUGUUUGUCUUUCCUGAAGUAUUCAUAUCUAUCUAUUUAUCUAUCUAUCGAUCUAUCUAUCUAUCUGAGCAAGAGUAUUCAUAUCUAUCUAUUUAUCUAUCAAUCUAUCUAAGGAAGCGUAUUCAUAUCUAUCUAUCUAUCUAUCUAUCUAUCUAUCUAUCUAUCUAUCUAAACAAGCGUAUUCAUAUCUAUCUAUCUAUCUAUCUAUCAUCUAUCUAUCUAUCUAUCUAUCUAUCUAUCUCAGCCUGUUCUUAUCUAUUUAUCUAUCUGACCAAGAGUAUUCAUAUUCAUUCAUUCAUCCAUCUAUCUAUCUAUCUAUCUAUCUAUCUAUCUAUCUAUCUAUCUAACCAAGCGUAUUCAUAUCUAUCUAUCUAUCUAUCUAUCUAUUCUUAUCUAUUCUAUCUAUCUUACUAA
This is a messenger RNA of Acanthosepion pharaonis, 606 nucleotides long. NCBI's taxonomy places the organism in Eukaryota, Metazoa, Mollusca, Cephalopoda, Sepiida, Sepiidae. The record is from the annotation of a GenBank genome assembly.